This is a messenger RNA of Symbiodinium sp. CCMP2592, 5754 nucleotides long. The record is from the annotation of a GenBank genome assembly. Lineage: Eukaryota; Dinophyceae; Suessiales; Symbiodiniaceae.
AUGCUUCGCUUCGCACUCGCCGCAUUCAUCGUCGUUGCGAAGGGCUCAGGGACCGAACGCCUUGCAGAAGGGAGUUGUGCCCGGCCACCGAUCGGGGCUGGGCAUGCCCUUCUGCAGCACGGAUAUCGCCGUGCCAAUCCGUUCUCAUCACCGCAGCACGCGGGGUGCAGCAAGAUGAUCUCGCAGUGCCUCAGCAAGACCCAGGAGGAGGAAGAAGAGCACUUCUACAAUGCCAACUGGUCCGCAUGGAAGUUGGGCUUCGAUGUCUGCUGCAACAACCAGUACAACGAGAUUUUGUGCGCUUCGCUGGAUUCAACCCUCUUCACAUUCUCGGGCCGUCAGUUUGGGCCCGGUGACUUAGUGAAGGCGGAUGACCUCCUCUCCGCCCACUUCGACGAGGAGGCCUUCCAAAACCAUUCCGCCGCAGAGCUUCUGCAGAUCCGAGAGGCCACGCUCAGGGCCCAGCUCAAGGCCAAGCUGGGCUUACGAGAGCUCUUCCGCCGGUCAUCUGCGAAGGUGCGUGCUCGGGUGGUCCGGCAGCACAUCCACGCCUGCCAGGCGAAUCCAGACUGCUGGGAGGGGGUUUUCAAUAUGCAGCAGUUCUUCUUGAAGGAAGCAUCGCGGGUGCGCCACGAGCCUGCUCCGUCUAACGGAGGGCGUAACUGGCGCUGUGUGCCAAAAGGGACUAUCAUCUCUGCGGCUGGGGGUGAGGACCAGCAGUGCGAGGUCCGUCACGGGGAGGUCGAGUGCGUGUCGAUUCCUUUGAAAGGGGAAUGGAAGGUCGAAGAUAUUGAGAACUCAGACACGUCUCCAUUCAAAAUCUUCUCGCCUGGAGAAGCAAGUCGCCCGGAUGUGGGUAAGAAGACCUACGACAUCAUGCACGAAAGGUGGGGGUAUGCAAGCAGGAAGGUAACUGCGCCAGGCUGCAAUGUUGCCGUCACGACGGUGAGUUUGACGAACUACACUGAGAUCGACCACGAGCUCGCUCAUCUUGUGGGGAAGCCUGUGCUGGUCGGCCCGGAUGCCUUCGUACCUGUGCGGGAUCCUAACGUUGAAGCAGGCAAACGGUGGAAAAACAAGCACCCCACCGAAGUUGAGGUGGGAGAUGUGGUCUUCUUCCUCGACCCGUCCAACGAAACCGUCAGGCCCAGCUCGGUGACCAGCGUCCGGCAGGUGCAAGAGCAGCUGACCGGCUACGAGUUUGUCACGGAUUCGAAGCUUUACUUCGCGGAUCACGUGGGCAUCUACUGCGAGGGCAGCAACAGUCAGCGGCUCUGGCCAAGCAUGUUGAUGCUCGCUGCCUUAGUGCUGCGAUCCCUGGGGGCGCAGAUUCCGCAGCGAAAGCUGGGGAGCGGCUGUGGCAACUUGGCCCACUUGGUCUUGGCUCAAGUUGGGACGAGCUUUUCCAAGCCUGCCAGUCUCUGCUCCAGCUAUCCUCGCUGCCGAAGCCUCCAGCAGCUACAAGCUUUUCCAAGCCUGCAGCUCUUCGGCUACAGGCUUUUCCAAGCCGUGAGACCUACAGAGGCCAGGCUUUUCCAAGCGGGCCACCACAGUAGCGAACGAAAGAACGAAGCGGUGCUCACGGAGGUCCCUGGCCUCCUCCUUAGUGAGGUGCUCCUUUUCCAAGGUUGCUUUGAUUUCGUCGAUGAUGCCUUCGAAGGCCCCGACUUUCCCAAGUCCGGCUGGGCGGACGAGGGCGCCUUCUCCAUCUCGCUUUAUCUUGCGAAGAUGGGAAUUGAGCGACGGACAGUGUGCAAGGAGCGACAGCAGAGCCGCCCUGAGGGGUCGGCCGAGAUGGCGGCGCCGGCGUCCUUCGACGAGUUGUGUGACAAGGCCGCAGUGCACCCGACAGUUCGCUUGCUUUUCAAGGCCAGAGGGGUGGACGUCCCGGGAGUGAUACACCACCUCUUUUCGGACCGCUCUAAGAUCCAGGCGUUCUUGGACCCGCUGAGGGCAGGCGUCGAGUUGGCAGGAGACACAAAGAGGAGGUCGGCCGACGAACUGUUGAUCGAUCAGGCCACCGUCCUCGAACUACUGGACGUCAUAGCGCCGACGAAAACAGCAGCCUCUCCAGCCGCCCCGGUCGCACCGGCAGCGUCUACCACGUCAACGAGUUCGUCUGACAAGCCCCAGGAUCUACCGGCCGGCUACUGGAACGACUUCGUGACCGAGUACGAGGCCGCGGUGGUCGACGGUAGGAACCGCAAGUUCCCGGCCCACUUGUUGGUCGGAUCCGAGAAGACCUUGGGCCGUAUGGUCGCGGAGAAGAAAUCGGGGCUCUACACGGCGUUGGCCUUGGGAGAGAUUCUCUUUUCGCGCCACUUCACGGCAUCCAAGCAGGUGAACCCUUUCUCGUCUACAACGAAGCCGGAGACCUCCACCAAGCUGUUCGCAUCCGAGGACGGCACCCUCUCCAAGGUCGCAAAGACGAUGCCAGAGCCCCAAAGGCUUGUCACUAUGUUGGAUGCGUUCGAGGCCUGCAAGUUCGCGUUUAUGUUUGCACGCUGGGGCCCAAACCCGGAGGUCGCAGACUACUUCGGCGCCCGACCCCUUAAUCCCUGGAACCAGGCGUCGAUGUCUCACGUGACUCCGCCUCCGCACCGCGCACAGCAUGCGUCGCAGCCUCACGUGGCUCCGCAGCACACGCCAACCCUGCAGGCGUCGCAGCCUCAUGUGGCUCCGCCGAGCUCUACUCCUCCGACACCCACGAACGCCACACAGCCUCAGUCACAACAACCUCGCUUCCCGGUCGCAGUUCUCAGCUUCUUCGAUGGCAUAGCAACGGCUCUACACGCAGUGAAGAGCUGGUCCAUCAGGCCAGUCCUCGCUUGGUCGUGGGAGCUUGACCCGGAGGCCACCAAGGUCGCGUCGUCGCAGCACCCCGAGAUGGUCCACCAUGGCGAUGUGUUCGGCCGCAAGCCUCAGGAGGACACUGUGGUCCUGCUGUUCGCCGCCCCACCUUGCCACGAUUUUUCCAGGAUCCGGAGCGAUCCCCCAGGUACGCAAGGCCAAGAAGGCUCUAAGUUCACUAAGUUCGCCGACUGGCUUAAGAACUUCGUUCGGUCGUCCAGCUUUCGGGUGUUGUUCCUCGUGGAAAACGUGUACAUGUCAGCCUCGCAACAGCAGGAACUCGACAGGGCCUUAGAGUGCAGGGCGUUCGCAUGCGAUGCCGCGAGCUGGGGUGUCGUGUCGCGACCUAGACUCUGGUGGUCGAACGUGGUUUCCCCUCCACUGGAAAACGUUCGCGAACCACCUGCCAAACUGGGAGGACAGGCACGCUGGCGCAGACUGAACAGACACUGGGAGAUCAUCCCCAACAGCACUCUGUUUCCUCGACAGGUCGCACAGUCGUGCCCGUUUGCGACCUUCAGUGAAGAAGUCACAUCGGGGCGCAUUAGGUUCCCUUGUUUAACAACACCUGCUGAGACCGCCCAGGGUCGCGAGCCACCGGGGAAGAAACGCCGCUCCGAAAGCCCCGGAACCGUCGCAGGUAAAACUGACUUACCCGACCCGGCCACGCGUGAGUGGCUUCAACUUCUUCCUAGCGGUUACACAGCGUCAGUCUCUCCACAUGCCAGAGCCAGACUACUAGGAAACGCGUGGCACGCGGGAGUCGCCCGACUCCUCGUGCUCUUGGUUCUGUGUCAGGCAGGCAUCAUCGAUGCACACCCAGUUCGCGCGGAGGAGUGGUACCCAAGAGGCCGCUGGCACCCAGACGGGAGUCGCCCUUUGCAGCGGGUCGCCUCUUGGUGGCUACGCCCAUCCCUCCGCUGGGACCCCAACGAGACACAGCCAGGCGAGCUCAGGUCACCAGGCGCCGGUGCAGCAGCCCAUUUCCAGUGGGCACAACAGUUGACGACGUUAGGUCUCAAGGUCGCGCAGGUUCGCGAGUCAGUCCUUCAGGACCUUAGAGCACUGGUCGAAGAACUCCAAGAGGACCAGGCCGAAGCACUGCAAGCCCUCCCUGCACACGUGGCCGCAGUUUACAAACAAGGUUCGCCACAACUUCGGUUCCAACUUCUGCCUUUGGCUUGGCUCCUCGAGCUUUGCCAGUUCCCGGGUCGCAAAGAGUUCUACGCGCGUCCACUCUCCAAGCCAGACUUCUUGGUCGCUAACAGACAGCUUGCGGUGACCUUACGUGAACCCUCCGCUCAGCCUGAACACCACGAUGCCAUGAUCACCGAGCUCAAGAAAGAGCGCGGGCUGGGGAGGGUUCAAGGCCCACUCCCCCUCUCUCUCUUAGGCACUGGGCAGGAGCCAGCGUCUGUGCAGGUCGCACGAGGUUUUGCUGUCGUUCAAAACGACAAAGUUCGUCGGGCCGACGAUUGGCUCAGGUCGAUGCACAACAGCACGGUCUCUGCAGUUGACACCCCACCGUAUCUGGGCGGCCCUACGGUCGUAGGCGGAGUUUUGCAGUGCUCAGAGACGUUCGCCGAGCCAGUGCUUUUGGGCGCCAUCGACCACGAAGGUGCAUACAGGUCGCUACCUGUGCGCGAGCCCACGGAGUGUGGCUUGGUUAUGCCAGGAGUGUCCCCGAGCCUCUGGUCGCACAAUGCCCUUCCUUUCGGGUCGGUGGGCUCCGUUUGGGCAUACCUUCGGGUCGCAGAGGUGGUCUCGUUUCUGACCAUCACGUUGCUCCUGAUGUUCGCUGCUCACUACGUCGACGACUUCUUCUCGUUGGAACGCUCCAGGACGGCACUGUCGGGGUUCGCCGUGUUUCAAGCGUUCCACAGGGUACUGGGUUUUCGCAUGAAGGAGGAGAAGUCCAAAGAACCUCGGCUCGAGCAGACUCUUUUGGGCAUCGAAUGGACAAUUACGGCCACGGCCAUUUUCGCCUCACCUGGGGCUCGCAGGGUCGCCAAGUUGAUCACUACGAUCAGCGACUUCCUGGCUUGUGGCCGCAUGUCAGCUUCUGAGUGUUCGCAGCUCACAGGCAAACUGUGCUUUACCUGCACAUGGGUUUUCAACAACGUAGGGAGCAUGCUGCUACAGCCUCUCUACCACAGGCAACACAGUGGGUCUCCUGGCUCGAGUCCGCUGACUCCCAGGAUGCAGCAAGCACUACACCAGCUGCGAGACCUUUUGCCGAGGUUGCAACCCAGACGGUUCGCGAUAGACCCACACGAGCGCAGACAGCCGGUCGCGCACGUCUAUGCGGAUGCCUUUUUGACAGUACACGGAGUCCGCCGUGUAGCUAACAAGUGGUUGUCUGAGCUGCCACCACUCCAGGAGCUUAGUACGGCUACGAACGGCUUCGGCGCGAUCGUGGCCUUACCAGGUCGCCGCCCUGUGGGCUUCAGAGGCGAAGUACCAGCAACAGUGCUGGCCAACCUGGCCGCGUCCAGGGCAUAUAUAUUUUGGUUGGAGGCGCUAGCACAGCUAGUGUCGCUGGCCGUCGUUUGUGACCUGGUCAACACUCACGUGUGUUGUUGGAUAGACAAUACAGCGGCCGAGCACGCGCUCAACAAAGGAUACUCGAAAGAUCUCAGACUCUCGGCGAUUAUUGGAGCUUUUUGGGUUUGGGCCGCUUCUAGGUCGCUUUCAGUUUCCUUUCACAGAGUCUCAAGCGAAGAGAACAUCUCCGAUGGCAUUUCUAGGGGGGAUCUCAGCGAUCUACAGUCCGCCCACGGAAAGUUCUACGAGAUCUCCUUCAAGGAAGUCUGGUCGCGCUUAGAACACUUCCGAGACGACUGCCGGAGCUACCAGGACGAGUUCGCUCAGCUGGUCGCGAUCCUCUCGACCCAACUUCGCUGA